AUGGAAACUUCAACCAUAAGCUCCUUCUUCUUCGUUUGGUUAUUGAUAAUUACUGGGUUUUCAGAAUCUGUAGGAAGCUGGAAUAAUAGCUGUGUAGAAACUGAAACGAGGUGUGGAAACCAUCAUGUUCGGUUUCCUUUUCGACUAAUAAGACGUCAACCAAAACCGUGUGGGUAUCCUGGGUUUGAUUUACAAUGUUCCUCCACCAAUCACCCUGUUCUUGAGCUUCCUCGCUCAGUGAAGCUCAAUGUCAAACACAUUGAUUAUCGUUCCCAGACAAUUCAAUUAUAUGAUCCUUCUGGUUGCCUCUCUUGGCAUCUCCCUAACCUCACUCUACCUUCUUCCCCUUUCCAUAUCGAGGCGUCGUAUCUUGAUGAUGACUUCAACGUUUUCAAUUGCUCCGGGCCGAAAAGCUCCGAGGAUGUGAAAUUAAUCUCAACGUGCUUGAGCAGCUCCAUUUAUCAUGUGUAUGCCAUUUCAUCUGGGGCAUCCAUCGGAAAAAUUCCGUUGUUGUCUUGCAGCAAAGUAUUUAACGUUUCAUCCGUCCCCAGCAAGGUUUUUAGAGCUGAUUACACUCUUCAUUUGAAGUGA
Molecule: messenger RNA, 591 nt
Organism: Prosopis cineraria
Lineage: Eukaryota; Viridiplantae; Streptophyta; Magnoliopsida; Fabales; Fabaceae
Product: putative RING-H2 finger protein ATL21A
Exons: 1
Coding region: 1-591 (196 amino acids)
Molecular function (GO): polysaccharide binding
Source: RefSeq, a predicted model, not a curated record